Messenger RNA from Olea europaea var. sylvestris, 5367 nucleotides. Its product is annotated as flowering time control protein FPA-like. Lineage: Eukaryota; Viridiplantae; Streptophyta; Magnoliopsida; Lamiales; Oleaceae. The record is from RefSeq and is a predicted model, not a curated record. Gene Ontology annotation, molecular function: RNA binding. The transcript is spliced from 5 exons. The coding region runs from base 223 to 3183 and encodes 986 amino acids.
UUAAAAUCAAGGACCGUUAUCCAUGGUCAGAGCCUUCUGUCUCCCACCCACCGACGCCACCCAAUCUUCUCAUCGAAAACCCUUCCUCUGGACUCUCUCGCUCUGUGCAUUUCAAUUAAUCCCUUACUUUUCAUCCUCUCUGCCCCCUCUCUCAAAUCAAUUACAGAACUUCAUUUUCCUUGUUUAGAAUCCUCAUAUCUCGUUAAAUCUUUCGAUUAAUUAAUGGCUUCGAUCAAAACUGGCCAUAGCCCGGUCAAUUUUAAUGUCUCUUCCGCUUCAACAGCAGAUCCGGGGCAGGGGAACCCUCCGUCGAAUAAUUUAUGGAUUGGAAACGUUUCAGGUGAAGUGUCCGAGUCGGAGUUGAAAACGCUUUUCGAAAAGCACGGAAAAAUAGAUAGCCUGACUCUGUACCCCGGCCGGAACUACGCCUUUCUGUACUUCAAGGACAUCGAGGCUGCCAAAGCUGCUAAACAGCGCCUACAAGGAUACGUCCUCCGUGGUAUCCCGUUGAAAAUCGAGUUCGCUAAAUCGGCUAAACCAUGCAAGAGUUUGUGGGUGGCUGGUAUCAGCCAAUCUGUCUCUAAAGAAGAACUGGAGAAGGAGUUCUCAAGAUUUGGUAAAAUACAGGAGUUUAAGUUUCUCAGGGACCGAAGCACGGCAUAUGUUAAUUAUAUCCGAUUGGAAGAUGCUUCUCAAGCAUUGAAAAGUAUGAAUGGGAAACAAAUCGGCGGUGAUCAGAUUCGUGUGGAUUUUCUUAGGUCACAUUCUUCUAGAAGAGAGCCGAGUUCAGAUGUAAGAGAAGGCACAUUCCCUGGCAGGAACAUGGGGCCGUGGAUGGCACAAGAUUCCAUGCAAAACUACACUGACCCCAACCUAAUUGGGUCCAUGACGGAACAUCAAUUCCUUUCUCCAGGUGCUCGACAAGGAGACUUACAACUUACUAAAGUCCUAUGGGUAAGUCACCCGCCUUCUGUUAUUCUUGAAGAAGAAAUGCUUCACAAUGCCAUGAUACUAUUUGGGGAGAUUGAGUGGAUAAAGAUACUCCCUGAGAGGCACUGUGCCUUUGUCGCAUUUAGAAGCGUUGAAGAAGCUAGACGUGCAAAAGAGGGAUUAGAAGGCAAGCUCUUCAAUGAUCCCAGGAUUUCAAUUGAGUAUUCACGAAGUGAACCAUUGCCCGGAAAAAGUUACACCAGUCAUUAUCCUGGAAUGAAAAAGCAUGUUCAGGACCUUCCAUUUCCACCUGUUCAGAUGGACGUUCUUCGACACAACCUCCCAAUCUUAGCCAAUAACAAUCCUGGACAUCUAGGAUCCCUCGGAAUUCGUGGACCUGAUAUAUAUACGAGGCCCUUGGGUCUUCACACUACCUUUGAGCCUGCUCUUACACAUCCAGAGUUUGUUGACAUGGCGGAUUUGCAUAAAUUGCAGAACCCUAGUCCCCAUGCUUUGUCUGGGGGACCAAAUUGGAGAAGAUUGUCUCCCACACCUGCGUUUGUCCCUUCUCCUUCAGCAGUUUUAAAACCAUCAAAUAGAUCUACUUCUGAUUCAUGGGACGUGUUUGAUGCUAGUCAGCUUCAAAGAGAAUCGAAAAGAUCAAGGGUUGAUGUCCCUCUCCCAGCUUAUGAUGCUUCUUUUCCUCUUAAAAGAACAGAACGAGGAGGGUCGGAUGAUCAAUAUGUGAUGGGUAAACUCAGUGCUGGCGGAGCAUCUGGUUCUUCAGUAAGGGUCACAACGAGUGGACUUGGACAGCGCCAUACUGAGAGUGAUUACAUAUGGCGUGGAAUAAUUGCGAAGGGUGGAUCACCUGUCUGUCAUGCUCGCUGUGUUCCUAUAGGAGAAUGGGUUGGUUCUAAGAUUCCUGAAGUGAUUAAUUGCUCUGCAAGGACUGGAUUGGAUAUGCUAAGUAAACACUAUGAUGAUGCAAUUGGAUUUAACAUAGUGUUCUUCUUGCCCGAUAGCGAAGAAGAUUUUGCAUCGUAUACGGAGUUUCUGAGAUAUCUGGGCUCCAAAGACAGGGCAGGUGUUGCAAAAUUUGAUGAUGGCACCACUUUGUUUUUAGUGCCUCCAUCUGAUUUCCUUUCUAAUGUUCUUAAAGUCGCUGGCCCUAAACGUCUUUAUGGAGUAGUAUUAAAAUUUCCUCAAGUUGAACCGGGUAUAUCGUCCAUUAACACCCAGGUGCUUCAGCCUCCAUAUAUGGAUUCACAAGAACCGACUUCCUUGCACACUGGAUAUACGAUGAUGCCCCAGGAGAAAAAGGUUGUUGAGAAGGACUAUCCUAAGGGUUUUAAUGAAGAUUCAGAAGUUCCUGCAAAUACAUCUGUUCUGUUGACAAGUAAUUCUUUUCCUGCACGAUCUGUUCCGCCAAUGAAUGCUGCAGCAGCAUCCCCAGCUGGAGUAUCUUUGACACCCGAACUUAUUGCUACUCUUGCAUCUUUUCUACCUGCCAAUAGUAGUUCUUAUUCAGAAAUUGCACCAUUACCUGUAACAUCCUCUAAGCAAGAUGGGUCUACAUCAAAAGUUGUUGCUGUUCAUGAUACUGAGAUGGCACAUUGGACACACGAACAUCAGUCUUUGGAGCAAACAGGUCGUCUUAUGCAACAGCUGGGUAGCCAAUUCACCAGCCACUCGCAACUCCCUCAAGCACAAUCUGCAUCUGUAGUAUCAAAUAUGCAAAACCCUUUUCAUCAAGGGGCCACAGAUUAUGGCCAAAUCCAUGGUGGCAACAUGAGUUUGCCACCUCAAGGGACUGUUGCAUCUAGACCAUUGGUCUCUGUCCAUCCUUCUCAAAGUGGAUCAGUUGGGGUACCGGAUGUUGAUCUACAGUAUCAACCAGGAAGUUCUCAGGAUGCUUUGAUAGGCCACAGGGUGGAUCAUGGAACUGAUGCGUUAAGGUUGUAUAAUACUUCAACAAUUCAGCAACAUAUGUAUCCCAUUCCAUUAUCCAAUCAGGUUCAGGACGCUGGUGUUUCCCAGCCGCAUUUCAUGCCACAAGCUUCUCAAUUCGAGCACACAAAUCAAGGUCAGCAGCUUCAGUCUGCUCCUUAUGCAGUGGCUCAGGGAAGCGCUGAAUCUGAGGCCGAUAAAAAUGAGCGCUACAAGUCAACAUUGUUAUUUGCAGCCAAUCUUCUUGCUCGGAUACACCAGCAACCAGGUAAUCAAGCUGGGCCAGGUGCAGGGAGUCAAUAAGAAGAUAUUCUUCAUCAGGUAAGUGCACUUUCUUUGGUUAGUUUGCUAUUUUGCUAAAUUAUGGCAAUGUUUCUGAUAAAUUACUUGCGUAAAUUGCACAUCUGCCAUGAUCAUUAUUUGUUGUUUCUUCUUCAUCUUCCAUGCUCUAUUAUUUGGGUGUUUGAUAGAUUUUAAUAGAAUAGAGGGGCUAGAAUGGUAAUAUGAAUACUUUUGACAAAUUUUCUACAAGGUCGCUAAAGUUUUCUGAGACGUUUAACAUUCUGUUUUGGUGGUCUAAAACAGGGUGUGGGGAGGGUGAGUUGAUUCAUAACAAAAGAGUAAUAUCUAAAUUUCUGAAUCAGUGGAAGGUAUGUUUAUGGUAUCUAACAAUAUUGCUUUGGUGUUUUCGAGAGAGUCAGAAAGUUCUUUUGAAAUUCAAAGAGUCCCAAUUUCUGGGGGUUGUAAUGCCUCCUUUUGUGUUGUGAGGAUGGCCACUAGUGAUCGAAUGUUGAGCUGAACAUUGUUCUUUGGAGUUUUGAAUAGCGAGGUGAUUAGUUGAAUAUGAAACACCUUUGGAGUUUUGAAUAGCGAGGUGAUUAGUUGAAUUUGCAACACCUUUUAUAGGUCUUACGAAUUUAGUAGUUCAAUCUAAGUGAAGAUAGGAUGUUAGCUGGACGAAAUGGUCAGAAGGCUAGAAGUAAUGUCUUGGUUUCCAUAAUUCAUUAGGCAAAUAAUGUUACGAUUCUGGUUCUCCCAGCAUUCCUUCAUUUGUGGGUCUAACACUCUUUAACUGGCUAUUUAUUAAAACUACUUUUCAUCCUUAAUGAUCAGGCGUCAAUUCAAUGUGUGCACAAAAGUGUCUUAAAUUAUCUAGAAGUGGAACUUGCACAAUUUGCUGUAAGCUAACCAUGGCAUUCUCGGGGAUGUGCAUGUGAAUAUAUGCAAUCAUCCUGUCUAUUGUCUAGUGGACUUGCUGCUUUACAUCUCCAUUGUUUGGAGAAGACCAGCGAUUAACUUUCAUGGAGGCAGUGUCUGUCAUAUGGAUAAUAUAUUGCGCAUGUGAUAUUCUAUUUACAGAUCACGUGUGUAUCAUUCAACAAUGUUGAUAUGACAUAGAUCUAGUUUAUUACAUCAGCAUGUGAAUGUUCUGAGGAUUGAUUGGUUAAGAAUUCAUUGAGCUCUGAACAAUCUGUAUUUUUUCCUUAUUUUCCAUGGGAUGUGGACUCUGAUGACGCAUGGAUGUGCCUGCCUGGUGCAUGUGUAUCUUUGGGAAUAAAUUUUUUGCUUCCAUGACAAUGCCCAUCUCAUUUGACAGGCUAACAUGCUGGGACGACCAUUAGAAAUUGAAUACUAGUAUUAGUUUGUAAGACUUAGAAUCGAAUCAUCCACUGCUAAGCAGUUUCUGUUCUUAAGAUCCUGAUUACUGAAUUAGGUGUAACUUAAUGGAUUAAGUCCUUGUAGGCUGCAGUAGUGUUUUGGAGUGAUUGUUUUUAGGCAUUGGGACAGCAUUAAUAUGUUAGUAUGUGAAGAGCUUCCGAGGACUGCUCUAAAGGGGUGAUUUUUGGGGUAUGGACAUUUGUAGGAUGAGGUUAUGUUUCUUAAGAGUUACCUAAUGUUUCGAUUUGCUUAUUUGACUAUGCAUAAUACUUAUCAUUGAAGUGUUAUGUUAAUCAUCUCUAUAUUUGUGAUAAUUCAUUCGAACUGCACACUAGUUUAUUUUCUUGAAAAUAUACUUUGUUACUUCCCUUCCACUAAUAUAAAAAAUAUGACAGCUGCAUAUUCGGUAUGCUGCUUCAUUUUUGUGAGUAUUAUCCUACAUUUUCUUGCAAUUAGUUAUUCUUAGGUGAGCUUUAUUAGCCUCUAUUCAGUUUGUAACUUAAAUUUAUAAUUGUGCUUUACAUACAUUUUCACCCCAAAAGGUCGAGAAUUUGCUCAAAUAAUUUUAAAUUCGUUCUACGUGAAUAGUCCAAAUGUGAUCAAGGUAUAACCAAGUAAUAUACUACAAGAUUCCGUUGAAAUAUACAAACCAAGAUACUUACAAUACAAUAGGGUGAAUUCAUUAUAUAUCUGAAGAUCAUUGAUCUGGGAAGUUAUUGACAAGCUAAUACUCGGUGAUUUAUACCUGACUAGCAAAUACAGGUGGAGGUUGUGUUCUUGGUCAACAAAUCAGGCUUUUCUAAUCGUUAUUCCCUAGAAAAAUAAAAA